This is a messenger RNA of Myxocyprinus asiaticus (Chinese sucker), 5768 nucleotides long. It is a transcript of the gene nlrc3l, whose product is annotated as NLR family, CARD domain containing 3-like. NCBI's taxonomy places the organism in Eukaryota, Metazoa, Chordata, Actinopteri, Cypriniformes, Catostomidae. The record is from RefSeq and is a predicted model, not a curated record. The coding region runs from base 200 to 2668 and encodes 822 amino acids. The transcript is spliced from 7 exons.
UGGCAGGAAAUGCGGAAGCGUAGCGCGACCGAAGCGAACAAGAAAACGGUCAACAUCUAUUUACGAGUUUCAAAACUCGUUAUAAGACGUUGGUUGAAGUCAGUUUAACGCUUGACGCUUUAGUCAGUAUUGUGGGAACUGAUCUGUUGUUGGUCCGAACAAUUCCUAAGCACUCUGUAAGGAUCAUAAGAGCUUCAUCAUGAGUAAUAUGGGGGAAGACAGUGAUUGUGAAGUGGACAGGAUCAUGGUGGGCCGGCCGCCUAGCAGUUAUGGCUCCAUGAUGAGUGAAGAUCAUGAAGAUCUCGAUGACUUUGAUGAGCCUCCAGUACAAACGCUCAAAGUCAGUCUGGGAGCACAGACAGGGGUCAGACUGUAUCGCUCAGAAUCACCAGAGACAGCGAUUACUGAGCGUACACACACAAAUCGGUCCAGUGUUCACAAAGAGGGAGUGUUCUUGAACGAACAUACCAGCAGCGUGGAGGCAUUUUUGACCCAACAGAGCAUUGACAGAGAGCCUACAACACUGGAGCCGCUGCAGAGCGACUUGAGAACUGACGUUAUAAGAACAGAGCGAGAAACAGAGGAAGAACACCUUGAGAGACAAAUGGAGUUCAAUGAGAGAGACACAGAGGAGGUUAAUGAGGGAGACAUGCAAGUGGAGCAGAAUAAACAAGACGUUCAGGAGGAGAGCAAUGAAAGAGAAAUGGAUGAUGAUUUUGAUGAAAUUGUUGUAGAUUUGGGCUUCUCAGAAUCUGAGCCUCCCCCUCACCCUCCAGAAGGCGUCGGUCUACAGUUUCAACACCCGCACCGCUCCCUCACCCUGCGUCAUGUAUUAAUGGCCAUGGUGAAAAGCCUUCGUCCACUCAAGCCAGGAGAGUUGACUUAUUUUAAACGUAGUCUGUGCAGCCACUACAGAUUCGAGCAUGACUAUGCAACAAUUGCUGAAAUUUCUGAUGCUCUGGAUCUGGCUGAUAAAUUGAUUGAGCUCUGUGGAAUGGGAGAAGCUAUAUAUCUCACUAUACGAUCACUCGAAAACAUCCAAAAGGAUGAUCUGGCCAACACUCUGAGGAAGACCUGUAGAAGAGCCUUGUUACAGCAUGAACUGAGACUGACCCAUGAAAGGCGAUAUUACUCUCUUUAUGAAGGCCGUUGUCGGCCUGGUCAGCAGCGGUUCAUAAGCGACGUCUACGUUGAACCUCUAACAGUCAUCAGAGGCGACGGGGACCCUGUCAACACUGAACAUGAGGUCAGACAGAUACAAUGUACGGUCCAGGAGACCAUGAUCAGGGCUGCUGACAUAUUUCGACCCCUCCCCAAUGAGCAGGAAACAGUCCGUACUGUCAUGAUGACCGGAGUUCCUGGUUCGGGACUGACGGUCGCUGUGAAUAAGUUUAUUAUUGAUUGGAUGGAGGGGAAAACCAAUCAGGACUUUCAGUUUGUAUUCCCGCUGCCAGGUAAGGAGCUACACCUUGGGAAAGAGGGUGACCAGACCUUCCUAGAGAUGCUUGCUACCUUUUUCGCCGAAGCCGAAGACAUCAGAUUCAUAGAAAAGGAUGAUUGCUUAAGUCUCUUCAUCAUUGAUGCUCUAGAUCUUUGUCAUUAUCCACUGGACUUCCAAAACAACGAGACUGUUACAAGCGUUCGCACCAAAGCAUCCGUGGAGACCCUGAUUAUCAGCUUGAUCAAGGGUACAAUGCUUCCUCACGCCCGAGUUUGGAUCACUAGCCACAGAACUGCUGCUCACAAAAUUCCCCCACAGUUCAUCAGCAGGUUUGUAGAGUUGAGAGGAUUUACAGAUGAACAGAAGGAGAUCUACUUCACCAAGAGAACCAGCGAGCCCCAGCUUGGUAGGAAAGUUUUUAACCACAUGAAGCGUUCCAGAGCUCUCCAAAUCAUCUGCCACCUUCCUCUCUUUAGUUGGAUGGUGGCGUACAUCUUCGAACGAUCAUUCCGCGACCCUAAAUUUGGUGAACACCCACCUGGCAUCACAAAUUUCUAUCCACAGUAUGUCAUUGUCCAGAUGAACCGAUCGUUUGAGAGGUACCGAGGAUCAAGUGUAGAGGCACAACGAUGGAAGGAUGAAGAUAAGAUGUUUCUCGAGAAGAUGGGGAAGAUGGCAUUUCGCAUGCUUCAAGAUGGACGGGAAACAUUCAGCGUCGAUGAUUUACAUGCCGUGGAUCUGAAAUAUGAAGAUUUGUGCACUCGGGAUGAAAUAACCACCGAGGUCAAACGUACCAGUGAAGACCAGCGGACGUGGCUCUUUAAGUUUGUGCACUAUACUUUUCUGGAGUUCAUGGCGGCGAUGUACGCAUACGUGGCAUUCAGGAAACAUGGAAAAAAUGUGUUUGAAUCGAAAAACCCGUUAUCCAAGAUGUUAAGCAAGGAUCGUCCAAUGAUUGAGCUGUACCGUCCAGCAAUCGACCGUGCACUGAGCUCCCAGAACGGUCACCUGGACAUGUUUCUGCGGUUCCUGGUCGGAUUAAUAACGCCAGGAACCGAGGGACACCUACGUGGAUACCUGCUCAAUCACUACCAUCCGAAACCCAAAGGAACGGAGGAAGUGGUCAAAUACAUCCACAAAAAGAUCAAGGAAAAUGUCCAUCCUGACAGGUGCAGGAACCUGGAAUUGUGUCUGGUGGAACUGGAAGAAGGCAAAAAUGACAGCUGAGAAGAAAAAGGCGGGAAAGUGUCUCUUGAGCUGCACCUUACGUCUGGGACUAUUGGAUACAUUUGACAUCAUGGGACAGUAAAACACUAAACUAAACAGUGUCCUGGACAAAUAUACCAAUGAAAGGGGUAGUUCCCUUAAAAAUGUUACUUUGGUCAUCUUUUACUCUCCCUUGUGACGUUCCAAACUCGUAUGAAUUUCUUUCUUCUGUGAAACACCAAUGGACACGAUUGAAGAAUGUUAACGUAAUGCUUUCCCAUACAAUGAAAACACUGUAUGGAUAUUAAAUUUGAGAGCUUUGGUGGAGAAGAAGAUUUUCAACGAAUAACGACAAAAUAUCUCCUUUUGUGUUUCACGCAAGAAAGAAACCCAUGUGGGCUUAGAACAACAAAGGUGAAUAGAUGAUGUAAGAAUUUUCAUUUUUGGGUGAAUUAUUCCUGUAUGUCUUUUUGGUGCUGAGAACAGAAGACGAUGAUGUUCUGAUGAUGUUUUUGCAUCAGUCCUUUUCUAAAAAACAAACAAAACUACUAACAAAUGUUACCUGCAGCUGAUGAAGAAUAAGAGGAUUUGAAUAGACAAUAAUAGAACAAUAAAUAAAAUAAUUGCGUGCAUACAGCUUUUUUUAGAGCUUCCAAAGGGUCCGGCAUACACUAUUGAUCAACAAACACUGCUUAUCAGAUUAUCCAGUAGUACCCAAAGCAAAAGGCAAAACUGUAUUAGCUGUAGGGCUUGGCAAAAUAGCAAAAAAAUUAUAUGAUUUGAUGAUAUUCGAGAUAUAUACACACACACACACACACACACACACUGUAUAUUUAUAUAUGUGUAUAUAAUUCAUGUAUUUGCUCUGAAAUGGCUUUAAAGGGAUAUUCCAGGUUCAAUACAAGUUAAGUUCCUUUGACAACAUUUGUGGCAUAAUGUUGAUUACCACGAAAAUUAAUUUAGACUUUUUUCUUUUUGUUUAAAAAAAAAAAUCAAGGUUACAGUGAGGCACUUACAGUGGAAGUGAAUGGGGACAAUCCAUGAAUUUUAAAAUACUGUUUCAAAAGUAUAGCCACAAGAUGUAAACAAUUUGUGUGUUAACUUGAUUUUAGGGUGAUAAAAUCACUUUUCUGUGUAAAGUUGAAGUCAAUUUUACAACUUCAUUGCCAUGAUGAGGUGUAAACUCUAAAACAACCGUAAAAACGAUGAUUUAAUCAACUUUACAGCUUUUUUUUCUUCUCUCCCCUUUUCUCCCCAAUUUGGAAUGCCCAAUUCCCAAUGCACUCUAAGUCCUCAUGGUGGCAUAGUAAUUCGCCUCAAUCCGGGUGGCGGAGGACAAAUCUCAGUUGCCUCCGUGUCUGAGAUCAUCAGUCUGCGCAUCUUAUUACGUGACUUGUUUAGCGCGUUACUGUGUGUGGAGGCUUCACACUAUUCUCCGCGGCAUCCACGCAGAACUCACCACGCGCCCCACUGAGAGCGAGAACCACAUUAUAGCGACCACGAGGUUACCCCAUGUGACUCUACCCUCCCUAGCAACCGGGCCAAUUUGGUUGCUCAGGAGACCUGGCUGGAGUCACUCAGCACACCCUGGAUUCGAACUCGCGUCUAGUAAGCAUCUUUACUCGCUGAGCUACCCAGACCCCCCUUAUUUCUGACUUUUAAAAAUUGGCCCCCACUUCAAUUGUAGGUGCCUCAUUGUGAACCCAGAUAUUUGUUUUCUUUUCUUUUAGGGAGGUACGAGUCAAAACUUUUUUUUUGUGGUAAUCUUAUGCCACAAAUGCUGUUGAUUGAGCUUAACUUGUAUUGAACCCAAAAUGUUCUCUCACUGUUUACAUUCAUGUAGACGUAUAUGACCGUUUGUAUUAAUACCUCACCAAGACAGGCAUUUUCAUUGAAUAUUUUAAUGCAUUUUACCACUUGGUCAUGUAUCCGCGGUACCUCUGCGAGCACUCCCGAAUCACACGCGCACAGAGCGCACACACAUAAGCCACCUGUCAAUCAGUCAAACGCGCUGGUACCAAAAUAAUGAAAUAAAAAGUAAUCUUUAAGUUUCCCGUUAUUUGUAUAGUUUAUUUCUCACUCUUAUUAGACCUGUUAAGGCAGUCAACCAGUGGUUGUCUUAUAAUGGACAUAAUAAACACCUCUGGCACAGAGUAAAAGAUCGAUCUUGUUAUUUUAAGAAUUUAUGGAAUCAUUCAAAAGAAGAUCGCAAAUUAUCGUUUUUUUUUUUUUUACCCAGCCUUAGCUAAAUAUCAUCAUAUCGUUUUCAUAUAUUCAAUAUAUUACCGAGCCCUAGUAAACAGUUAAUAUGGUUAUUCAGUUACGUUUGUGUGUUUCACUAUGCCGUUUAGACAAGUAUACUGAAUGGAGACAUUCAUUUAGGUGUGUGUUUUAAUGUUCCUAUGAUGUUACUGAAUGGAUACGCAGACUUCAUUUGAGAAUGCAGAUUUUUUCCCAACAUUAUGAAUAUGGCCUUGCAUAGAAAUCAUGUUGCAUUCAACUGUGUAACAGGCAUGUUUGUAAAAUGAGCAUUUGUUAUUUUUCAGGUUCAUCACAAAAUAUUGAUAAGAUGGAUUUCUUUGUGUCAUUGCUUCACAUUUAUGCUCCAGAAAUAAAUCAUGUAGUUACCGAUUCAGAAAUCUUUGAAAAGUCUUGAGACGUGCGGAAUGGUAUUUGAGUUGAAUGGAUUUGGGCCACUAUGGUAUUUAAUGUAUAUUUUCUGGGCUGCAGAGCCCAAUGUUGUGAGCUCAAGUCCUGCAAAGGGCUUUUUAUGAUUUAUCACCAUUGUGUUCUUUAGCAAGAUGCCCUAGGGAGAUUGUCCCUGUAAUAACAAUGUGCUGCCAAUUGUGAAAGCAUUUGCUAAAAAUGAAUAAUAAACAUGUCCUCUUGUAGUGGUGAAUAGAUGCAUUUAUUCCACUAAUGAAAACAAAAUAUUUACUGUAGAAAGAUGUUUCCUAGUGCACAUUCAGUCGGCUUCCAGUAGGCUUAAUAAGCUACUUUUCCUGAUAUUUAAUUAGGAUCUUAUACAUUUUGAAAUGUCCUCUAGUACAAUAGUCAGUGAUGCGAACUACUCACUUUUUGGCUAAAGUAAAUUUUGUUCUUAAGCUAAUUUUCCCAGAUU